AGCUUUCACCCUUUGGAUGUGAAUAUUUGCCUUUCUUUUGACAUGGCACCUGUGCUUGCCAAAGGAACAGGAGCUCCUGGUGCUGGAUGGACAGGGGACCAGAAACUUGUGACAGCUGGAGGAACAAGAGCAGGAUCUGAAAGGAAAUAGGAUCUAAAAGAACAGCACUGGGAUCUUCCACCUUUCUGGAGAAUGCAUUUACAAGACUGUUUUACAACAAGUCUCCCAGACUGAAACGAGCAUCUUCAAAGAGCAUCUUUGCCAGCGGUGAUGAACUCAUCCGAUCAACCCAGCGUUCUACACCUUAACGUGACUGCUUUUGUGAGCAACCUUACAGUGCCCACAGUCAAGCCUAAUCCAUCAACAUGUGAGCAAGUGGUCAUAGCAGCUGAGGUGUUCCUCACCCUUGGCAUUGUAAGCCUUCUUGAAAACAUCCUAGUCAUCUGUGCUAUAAUUAAGAACAAGAACUUGCACUCUCCUAUGUAUUUCUUUGUGUGCAGCUUAGCUGUUGCUGACAUGCUGGUCAGUGUAUCAAAUGCCUGGGAGACCAUAACCAUAUAUUUGUUGAACAACAGGCAUCUCAUUAUUGAAGAUGUUUUUGUCCGUCACAUAGACAAUGUUUUUGAUUCAAUGAUCUGUAUAUCUGUGGUGGCUUCCAUGUGUAGUUUGCUAGCUAUAGCAGUAGACAGGUAUGUCACUAUCUUUUACGCCCUCCGUUAUCACAACAUCAUGACUGUGAAAAGAUCAGGACUCAUCAUUGCAGGCAUAUGGACUUUUUGCACUGGUUGUGGAAUCCUCUUCAUCCUUUAUUAUGAGUCCAAGUAUGUCAUCAUGUGUCUCAUCACCAUGUUCUUCACUAUGCUGUUUCUCAUGGUCUCGCUGUACAUACAUAUGUUCCUUCUGGCUCGUACGCAUGUCAAGAAGAUAGCAGCAUUGCCAGGAUAUAAUUCUGUUCAUCAGCGGACCAGCAUGAAAGGUGCGAUUACUCUGACUAUGCUGCUGGGCAUCUUUAUUGUUUGUUGGGCUCCAUUUUUCCUCCAUCUCAUCCUGAUGAUCUCCUGCCCUCAGAAUCUCUACUGUGUUUGCUUCAUGUCCCACUUCAACAUGUACCUCAUCCUCAUCAUGUGCAAUUCGGUUAUUGAUCCUUUGAUUUAUGCCUUUCGAAGCCAAGAAAUGCGGAAGACUUUUAAGGAGAUCUUCUGCUGCUAUAGUGUAAGCAUGGCGUGUGGACUGCCCAGCAAGUAUUAGGAAACAUGUAUGUAUGGUGUUUUUUUUUUAAAAAAGAACUUUUAAGAAACAACUCCUACAGUGCAAUCCUAUGCACAACUACUCACAAGU
Messenger RNA from Elgaria multicarinata webbii, 1338 nucleotides. RefSeq names its product melanocortin 5 receptor (gene MC5R). Bases 271 to 1248 code for a protein of 325 amino acids. The transcript has 2 exons. Gene Ontology annotation, cellular component: cytoplasm; plasma membrane. Gene Ontology annotation, biological process: adenylate cyclase-activating G protein-coupled receptor signaling pathway; regulation of metabolic process. The record is from RefSeq and is a predicted model, not a curated record. Lineage: Eukaryota; Metazoa; Chordata; Lepidosauria; Squamata; Anguidae. Gene Ontology annotation, molecular function: melanocortin receptor activity.